Calypte anna (Anna's hummingbird) is the source of this 4174-nucleotide messenger RNA. RefSeq names its product syntaxin 16 (gene STX16). Bases 227 to 1207 code for a protein of 326 amino acids. Gene Ontology annotation, cellular component: endomembrane system; SNARE complex; membrane. The transcript has 9 exons. The record is from RefSeq and is a predicted model, not a curated record. Lineage: Eukaryota; Metazoa; Chordata; Aves; Apodiformes; Trochilidae. Gene Ontology annotation, biological process: intracellular protein transport; vesicle fusion; vesicle-mediated transport. Gene Ontology annotation, molecular function: SNARE binding; SNAP receptor activity.
AACGCGGAAGUGAGCCGUGCCGCGGCCGGGGCUGCAGUCGGAUCCUGGGGGGAUGGAGGGGCCCGGAGGCCGGGGAGAGCCGGCAUUGGGGGGCCGGGCCCUGUGAGCGGCCCAGGGCCUUGCUGGGGGUGGCCGCCGUGUCUGCCUGGGGGCCCCGGGCUGAGCUUAGUGCCGAGGGCCCGGCAGCGAGGCGCCGAGCGGCCCCGGGGCGGGGGGGCUGUAGGCCAUGGCCACCCGGCGUCUCACGGACGCGUUCUUGUUGUUGCGGAACAACGCGGUGCAGAGCCGGCAGCUGCUGGCCGAGCAAGUGAGUAGUUACGGCUCCUCCAGCCUUCUGGGUUCACGUAGCAUGGCUGCUGCGGAGCUGGAUGAGCUUGCUGAUGAUCGUAUGGCACUGGUAUCAGGAAUCAGUUUAGAUCCUGAAGCAGCAAUUGGAGUAACAAAACGCUUACCUCCCAAAUGGGUUGAUGGGGCAGAUGAAAUCCAGUAUGAUAUCACCAGGAUUAAACAGAAGAUGAAAGAAUUAGCCAGUCUUCAUGACAAACAUCUAAACAGGCCAACGCUGGACGACAGCAGCGAGGAAGAAAGGGCAAUAGAAAUAACAACUCAAGAAAUCACACAGUUAUUUCACAGAUGCCAGAGAGCAGUCCAGGUCUUGCAGAGCAGAUCCCGUAGUUGUACAGAACAAGAAGCACGUGUUCUCAGGAAUGUAGUAUCUUCCUUAGCACAGUCCCUUCAGGACCUAUCCACCAACUUUAGGCAUGCACAGUCUGACUAUCUCAAACGCAUGAAGAAUAGAGAAGAAAGAUCCAAACACUUUUUUGACACCUCAGUCCCACUGAUGGAUGAUGGGGAGGAUGAUACACUUUAUGACAGGGGUUUUACAGAUGAUCAGCUGGCACUGGUGGAACAAAACACAUUAAUGGUGGAAGAGCGGGAGCGAGAAAUCCGUCAGAUUGUUCAGUCCAUCUCUGAUCUCAAUGAAAUCUUUAGGGACCUGGGAGCAAUGAUAGUAGAACAGGGAACAGUUCUAGAUAGAAUUGACUACAAUGUUGAGCAGUCAUGUAUGAAAACUGAAGAGGGUCUAAAACAACUACAUAAGGCAGAGCAAUAUCAAAAGAAGAAUCGGAAGAUGCUUGUAAUUCUAAUUCUGUUUGUUAUAGUAAUUGUCCUUAUUGUUGUUCUUAUUGGUGUAAAGUCACACUAGGUUUCACUUCUUAUUUUUGGAGCUUAUGUAAACUUUUUUCCCCCAUGUGAAUGGAUGGACCUGCACUCCAGAAAGCUGCCUUUGAAUGUAUAGGCCCUUGUGGUGCAAAGUCUGUGCAAUGUUUCUGUAGAGUUCUUCUUCAAAGUACAAGUUUGGUGAUCUGUGAGGUGUUUGUAAGGAUUAUGUGGAGAAUGUCAGGAAACUUGAUGCUCCCACUCAAAUAAUUUGGCACUCUUUCUGGAGGUAGAUGGAAGCACAGUACUUUGAAGUACAAAACUGAAGGUUACCAGUGAGUACAGUAAUUUGUGUGUUACUGAGAACAAAAAUGUGUUGUCUUCUGUAUUCUUAUGUCAGAAUUGCUACAGGCUUCAAACUUAAACCAUGUUACUGAAUUGUGAGACUGGAUAACAAAAAUUGAUCUAGACACGAAAUGUGGUGAGGCAUAAAUUUUUUUUACUUUGUCUCCAGACUCCAAAGAACUGGACAGACAGCUAAAAAAGCUUUUUAGCAACCAGAAAGUAACCCAACCCUUGUGAUCUUAAUUUAGAUACUAGUACUUAAUCUUGUAAAUAACAAGAUGUAAUCACUGGCAUCAUUUAACAUGUUUAGUUAAUUAAAAAAUUUUCUUGAGCUUGAGUAAUCAUGGGAAUGUUUUUCCUCACCAGUAUGAUCAUAGAUAUUUUUUCAUGCCCAGUUUCUUUGGAAUAAAGUAAAGACAUCACAUUAAAGCAGUGGUGAAGUUAAACAAAAAAAUAGACAUUCUUCUUUUGUCUUUCUAUUCCAUCUGGCCUACUAUAGUAGGUCUCAGAUGUUUCCUACUUUAGUUGUUGUGUAAGCUGUUUAUUUUACUGUGCAUCUGUCCAUACAUGUUAUGGUUUUUUUAUGUAAGUGACUUCACUACAGUAAACAUUACAUCCCUUUGUCCUGACAGAAGAUUUUCUUUCAAAUGCCUGCCUGGAACAGGAUGUGUUUAUGGUCUUUUACUGACCAUGAAAGGUAUCAUGCAAAUGACAUGUUACUAGUCCUUCCAUAGAGAAUUGGGUUUUUUCCACUAUUUUUUUCAGUGGAAGACUUUGCUCUAAGCCAUAAAAGAAAAAUUAGGGCAACAUGUAAGUAAUAGAAUACUCAUGAUUUCAUUCAGGCCUGAAGUGGUGUGCAAUUGUACAGGUCUUGCCUUAAUAUUUUUAAUACGGCUUUUCUGUAUGGAUUGUUUUUUCCCCCAAAAAAAGAACUGUAACUUAUUUCCUGCGUUUUCUGACUGAUACAGUGCUCUCCAUAAACUUGGAGAGAUGUUCUGCUCAAAGCCCCUGAAGUGCAGUUUUAUAAUAAUAUAUUGAUGUUGCAUAUGUUGCCUGCCAUGACUUUAUCUUUACUGGAGGACUUUAAGAUGUGGCUGUAAACUGACUUGGUGCAGGAAUGGUCCUGGAAGCAAAGACUACAAAGACCUGAAAGCCUUGGCUUUUUGUUGGUUUAUUGUGAAAAGCUUUGUACCACUCUUGUUACCUCGAAACAAAGGGGAUGCUGAACUUCCAAAACUGCUGGUUCAAAUACUUGAAUUAAAAAAGUAAAUUGGUAAAAGAACGAUGCAUGAAGUUGGGUGUGCAGCUCCCCUGUUCUGGUAAUAGAUUUUAUUCAGUGAUCAUGAGUAAAACUACUGUCUCCCUGGUGUGCUGUCUGCAUCAGUUGGUGUGAAGCAGCAUAUUGCUAUAAUUUAAUAUACUGUAUUUGCAACUUUCUAACAUGAGAUUGUGUUAUUUAUUUCUGUCUUGACUGGUGCUUUUGACAUUUUAUCAUGGCUAAUGAAUUCAAAGAAGUAAUAAAACACUUCCAACCUAAUUGGGGAAUUAUUUAUUUUUAAAAGUACAAACUGAAACAGACUUCUGUCAAGUUAAUGUGUCUCUAUAUGCUCUUCAUAAUUAAAUGAAAUCAGUAGUGACAUGAAAUAGCUUUUGGAAAAAAGGUAUGUAAAUUUCUGUAGCACAAUGAAACUCACAUUGUCAAGAGUUAUUUCCCAUGAGUUAUGUCCAUGGUAUUGUAACAAGUAACUGGCUACAUAUUUUCCCUCCACACUCUGUAAAAGUAAAUGCAUUUUUAAUAUUCAUUGUACAAGAGGUUAAACUGUCAACUGUCUUGUGUAAUUUAGCCUGGAACAUAUUGAAGCUGACUAUACCCAGGAAAAACCCCUACAAAACAACUUUCAGAUGCCUGUCUUGUUACAGUUCAGUCUAAAUGAUUACCAGCAGCCCAAUCAAACCUUCAUGCCGUGCUUUGUAAAAAUCUCUACAUGAAGUGUUACAGAAUCCAUACCAUCUGUGCUACUGAGCAGUGAAAGACCAGAAAAGCCAAUGCAGAGGGGGAGCAGCUUGGCUUUUUAAUAGUGGAUGCUGCCUACUCAGGUGUUACAGGACCAAGAGCUGCCUGAACUCCAGCCUGCACUUCUGCCUGGCCCUGUCCUCACCUCUGCAGCCCAACCUGGGUCCCUCUUCUGCAGGUUGGGGCCUGGGUGGUUGCUGGAUUCUGCUCAGCUUGCAUUGAACCUCUGAUUCCUUCCAAAGUGCAAGUGGAAACGGCAUAACCUGAACAAAAGAGCACUGCUAGAGCAUCUCCCAGGAAUCUGGGACUCCUCACCUGGUGGGAAUAACCUAUAAAGCUGUUGCCUUUUACAGAACUUCUCAACUGAAACACAACGAGGGAAGGAUGGAGGGUUAGGUGGAUGUUUCCUCCAUGGUUGACCUUUCAGAAAAUGUGGAUUUGGGAACAGCACUGUAUUGACAUUCUUGAAGUAGCAGGAAUAGUGGAAUUUGUACUUUGACUGGGAGUUUACUGCCUGAUGAAUCUUUGAAUAUCUCAAUUCUGAAAUAAUUAUUCUGCGUGAUUGUCUCCUGUAUCUCCCACACUGUCCAUCUGUACUGGAAUAACAGUGAACCCCUAAACAGUUUAUGUUCUGUGGCUCAGUAAAGAGACUCA